AAGUUUAAAUUAUUUGAACAAAGUUUGAAGCGAUUGUCAAAAGUAGUCAAACAGUGAAUCACUAUUAAUAACACGUGUUUUAACACAUUUGUCGGCAUUUGAUUGAUUUGUGGCCACAAUGGCUACCGAAAAACCUCACAAAGACAUCGAUGAUCUGAUGAAUGUUGUCAUCAUUGAUAAACAUAUCAAUCAAAAACCCCGAUCAGUUUUGGUCGACAAAUUCAAAAUGAGAUCAAACAAAGUAAUAGAUAAUUGUGACAAACAAUUAGACAUAACAAGAGUCGACAACUUUGUUAUCGAUGAACGACUUGAAGUAAAAGACAGCAAAGAGUUUCCAAAACUGAAGACAAUUAAAGAGUUGUUUGAAUUUCAAAGAAUAGAUUUGGAGAUCGGAUUUAAGGAGUGUUUGGCUAAUAAUGGAUUAAUAGCUGAUUAUGAGAUCUAUCGCACAAAGAAAUGGUAUCACUAUCUUCAGAGAACCAAAGAGUAUAAUCUCAUUACUAAAUAUAAGCCAAAGUUUGUCUCAUUUGGCGGUCCCGUUGCAGACAUUAUGGCCACCAUAUAUGACACACAUAUUGGUUGGAAAAUCUCAGCAGAAAUGGUCAACGAUGUGAUAUAUUUCUACAAAACCAGACACGAGAGGAGUCAAUAUGAUAAUCCUUCCGAUCGCGUCAACCGACGGUCAUAUUGUUUGCUUAAUUUCUUUCAAUUAGCCACCGAUCGGGACGAGACCGACAAGAGUGAGUAUAUCAAGCAUUUUGCUAUCAAUUGUGUCCAAUUGGGGUCACAUAGACUGAUGACACUUAACGAAGUGGACGCAAUUGAUGAUAAUGGACAGUCAGUCGACCUAAAGUUAGUUAAUUUGAUCCGUGGAUCUCGUGAUCAACAAUUUUUUGAGAAGAAAAAAUUAUUGAGAUUUUGGUCCAAAGCGUUCAUUCAAGGAAUGGAUAAAAUAGUUAUCGCAAACAUCGACGACAACUAUUUAAAGGACAUUGAAGUGAGAAAAGUAUCGGAAAUACCCGAAUCGGGUGCCAGUUAUUGGUCUAGCGGUCGAUGCAUUGAACUUCUAAAACGUUUCUUAAAAUUUAUGAAAUCAAAUGUUAAGGAAGAAAGGAUUGUCUAUGACUUUGAUUUUAAUCGCGGAGAAGAAUAUGUCGCGUGUUAUCAAACAAAUGAUGGCAAACAUGUCAUUCCCGUCGACUAUAAUAAUCACAUCGAUAUUGACAAUGAUAUCAACACUAUUGAAGCUACUAUUGACUCUAAAUUACAAAUAUUUUAA
Messenger RNA from Oppia nitens, 1279 nucleotides. RefSeq lists its product as uncharacterized. Gene Ontology annotation, cellular component: cytosol; nucleus. The transcript has 2 exons. NCBI's taxonomy places the organism in Eukaryota, Metazoa, Arthropoda, Arachnida, Sarcoptiformes, Oppiidae. Bases 119 to 1279 code for a protein of 386 amino acids. Gene Ontology annotation, biological process: NAD-cap decapping; nuclear-transcribed mRNA catabolic process. Gene Ontology annotation, molecular function: mRNA 5'-diphosphatase activity. The record is from RefSeq and is a predicted model, not a curated record.